Molecule: messenger RNA, 1017 nt
Organism: Ichthyophthirius multifiliis
Lineage: Eukaryota; Ciliophora; Oligohymenophorea; Hymenostomatida
Exons: 1
Source: RefSeq, a predicted model, not a curated record
UUUAAUCCAUUUAAGCUAUUAUGAGUAACUAAGAUAAAUUUGAUAAUAUAAGUUUUUUUUUUCAUAAAAUGGAAUAUAUUUAACCGCAAUGAUUAUUUAUAAAGAAAAAAAUGAUUUUAAUAAUAUUAAUAAAUGUUUUCAGGAAAUAUUAUCCUACACUGAAUUUAUUUUAAAUAUUAAAUAAUAUGAAAAUGAAGAUCUUUAUCAUGAAAUAUUAUACGGAACAUCUGGAUAUUUGUAUAAUUUAUUAUAUAUAUAAUAAAAUCUAAAAGAAAGUUUAACUCAUGAGCAAUCUUAAUAAUUGGAAAGAUAUAUAUGCUAAAUAUUUGAUUUAAUAAUAAGAAAUGGCAAUAAAUAACAAUCUCCUAAAUAAUAAAAUGAGUAUAGGCUUAUUUACAAGUUUCAUGAUUCAGAAUAUUUGGGAGGAGCUCACGGUUUAUUUGGAAUAUUAUAUAUAUUAAUGGUUGCUUUAAAAAAUAAUUAAUAAAAAUUAAAUUAUGCUAGCGAUUAUAUUAAAAAAUCUUUUGUAUAUUGUUUAUAGUUUCAGAGAUAAGAUGGAAAUUUUCAUUCUCAUAUGCGUUUUUCAACUAAUGAGCCUUUAGUUUAAUUUUGUCAUGGUUCUCCAGGAGCUAUUUUACCUUUAUUACUUGGAGAUUAACUGUUUCCAGAAUAAGGCUUAAAAUAAAGAGCUAUAUUAGCUGGAUAAAAUAUAUGGAGUCAAGGAAUUAAUAAAAAAGGAUAUGGGUUGUGCCAUGGAAUAUCUGGAAACGGUUAUGCAUUUUUAGCUUUGUUUAAGAAUACUUAAGAUUUACAAUGGCUUUAUUAUGCUCAUAAAUUUGUUUAAAUUUAAGAAAAUCAAGACAUUAUGAAUAUAAUAAAUAAUUAUGAAUUUAAAGGAAGAUAUGUAAAAGGAAUAUCAGAUUAUCCUUUUAGUUAUAUGAUUGGACUUGCAGGAGAUAUUUGUUUUAAUUGUGAUACUCUAUAAGAAUAAGUAUCUUAAUUUUAUGGAUAUGAAAU